Helianthus annuus (common sunflower) is the source of this 1326-nucleotide messenger RNA. Its product is annotated as putative late blight resistance protein homolog R1A-3. Gene Ontology annotation, biological process: defense response to other organism. The coding region runs from base 1 to 1326 and encodes 441 amino acids. NCBI's taxonomy places the organism in Eukaryota, Viridiplantae, Streptophyta, Magnoliopsida, Asterales, Asteraceae. Gene Ontology annotation, molecular function: ADP binding. The transcript has a single exon. The record is from RefSeq and is a predicted model, not a curated record.
AUGACAUACCCUGGGCUGAAGCUGUUCAUGGAGAAAUUGAAGCAAAUGAUUUAUAGUAACAAUAUUCCACUGGUCAGCAACCACCCAUCAGUCUUAUCUGAAAUGCCUCUAUUACAGCUGCUUUAUCAAGAGCUUGGAUCGAUUAUCCAAACUCUAUUCUCUGAGAAAAGAAACUACCUACAUAAGCUUGAAGAAGUAAGAAAUCUGAAGGGAAGAUUCAAAGAUGUAGUAGAAGAGGCACACGAUAUGCUUGAUCUUUUUGUGCUCGAUACACAUUCCAAUUCCAAAAACCGAAUAUUUAUUCAAAUGUUACCUAUCAUUGACUUCCAUCCAAGAACCGACAAACAGAAAAACCAAUCUGUUUGUGCACUGACUGUGGAUGUUAUGAGAUCAAUCAAGUCUAUCAAGGAGGAGUACUUUAGUAUCCUCCAUAGCAUGAAGAUGGAACCUCAUCUAAGAACCGACAAACCGAAAGCCCAAUCUGCCGCUGCUGGUGCUACUUCCUCCUCCAGAAAUUCACUAGGAUCGAACAGCCUAUUGGAUGAAAUCGUAGUGGGUCUUGAUUGUGAAGUUGAUCUCAUACGAGACAAACUUGCCGAAGAUACGAGCAAGCUGGAUAUCGUCUCUGUUGUUGGAAUGGGAGGAUUAGGUAAGACUACCCUUGCUACCGAAGUCUUCACCGAUAGUUUUGUUCAUUAUCAUUUCAAGAUACGUGGGUGGGUCACUGUUUCUCAAACAUAUGAGAAAACCGAUCUGUUAAAUCGAUUAUUGGUAUCUAUUGGAGUUAAAAUAGACCUUGAUAAAAGGCAUCUUUACUCUCAUCUUCGUGAAAAGUUGCACAAGUCUCUUAUGUGCCAAAGAUAUUUAGUUGUCAUUGAUGAUAUCUGGAACACAGAGGCUUGGGAUGACCUGAAAGUUGUGUUUCCCAACCAUAAUAACGGAAGUCGACUUCUGCUCACCAGUCGCCACAAAAAAGUUGCUUUACAUGCAAACCCAUAUGGUUUCAUCCAUCAUUUAAGAUGUUUGACAGAUGAAGAAACCUGGGAGUUGCUGCGUAAGAAGGUGUUCCAUGGCCACGAUUUUCCAGACUCGUUAACUGGACCUGGAAUGCAAAUUGCAAGAAACUGUCGUGGAUUGCCACUUGCUGUGGUUGUCAUAGCAGGCGUUCUAGCAAAAGAACCAGUAAUCAAAGAAUCAUGGGAAAGAAUUUCCCAGAGUGGCAGUUCAUUAAUCAUCAAGGGGCACAUGGAAACGCUGGCUUUGAGUUUGAACCAUCUACCUGAGAAACUGCUUUCUUUAUCUAGGAGGCUUCCCAGAAGACUAUAG